AUGGCACCAAUAAUGGCAGUGCACGAACAAGCACUGGAUUACGUGAAGAAUCAACUGGCACAAUAUGAGCGUCCAAUGAAAAAACACAAAACAGGAAAAGAGCCAACACUGAUAUGCCACAUGAGCAAUAAUCAACUACGAACAGCUAUUUACAAAGCAGCCCAGAAACGAACAUGUUUGUUCCGAACGGUUGAAAAUUUGUGCUAG
Macrosiphum euphorbiae (potato aphid) is the source of this 207-nucleotide messenger RNA. Lineage: Eukaryota; Metazoa; Arthropoda; Insecta; Hemiptera; Aphididae. The record is from the annotation of a GenBank genome assembly.